This is a messenger RNA of Vigna radiata var. radiata (mung bean), 1219 nucleotides long. Its product is annotated as gibberellin 3-beta-dioxygenase 1. Gene Ontology annotation, biological process: gibberellin biosynthetic process; response to light stimulus. The record is from RefSeq and is a predicted model, not a curated record. The coding region runs from base 127 to 1170 and encodes 347 amino acids. Gene Ontology annotation, molecular function: gibberellin 3-beta-dioxygenase activity. Lineage: Eukaryota; Viridiplantae; Streptophyta; Magnoliopsida; Fabales; Fabaceae. The transcript is spliced from 2 exons.
CCAAUGGCCAACCUCAUCCAACUGUAUAUGGUUUUAACCUAAUCUCAAACAUGUUCUUACAAUAUUCUUUUUAUAUAUUAAGGUUGUGAAAACCAAUCCAACUUGCUUUUUCCUUGAACUUUUGAAAUGGCCACUACUCUCUCUGAAGCCUAUAGAGACUACCCUCUCAACCUCCAUCAUAUUAUCCCCUUAGACUUUUCUUCACUAAGGACCUUGCCUGAAACCCAUGCAUGGCCUCAAUCUGAAGAUGCUCAUCAUCAUCAUCAUGAUGGGAGUGGAUCAUGCAUACCCAUCAUUGACCUCAUGGAUCCUAAUGCCAUGGAACUCAUAGGCCUUGCUUGUGAGAACUGGGGUGCCUUCCAAUUGAAGAACCAUGGCAUACCCUUAAGUCUUGUGGAAGAGGUUGAAGAAGAAGCUAAGAGGCUCUUUGCCCUCCCCGCCGACAGGAAAUUGAAAGCCCUACGAUCCGCCGCCGGGGCCACCGGCUACGGCCGGGCACGGAUAUCAUCAUUCUUCCCCAAGCACAUGUGGCAUGAAGGAUUCACCAUCAUGGGCUCUCCAUGCGAUGAUGCCAAAAAGAUUUGGCCUAAUGACCAUACACGGUUUUGCAACAUAAUAGAGAAUUAUCAGAAGCAAAUGAAGUUGCUAGCAGAGAAGCUAACCCAGAUGAUACUGACAGUGUUGAAGAUUUGUGAAGAUGAAAAGGGGUGGAUUGGUUCAAGUGAGUUGUGUGAAGCUGUUCAGCUGAACUUCUACCCUUGUUGCCCUGAGCCAAACCGAGCCAUGGGUCUAGCUCCUCACACAGACACAUCCUUCUUGACAAUCCUCCACCAGAGCCAAACGAAUGGCCUGCAAAUCUUCAAGGAGGGUGCAGGGUGGGUCUCCGUGGACCCUCAGCCGAACACCCUUGUUGUUCACACGGGUGACAUUCUUCACAUCUUGUCGAACUCAAGGUUCCGUUGUGCAUUGCAUCGUGUGAUGGUGAACAGUGCAAGGCAAAGAUACUCUGUGGCCUAUUUCUAUGGCCCCCCUUUGGAUUAUGUACUAUCUCCAUUGCUUCUUCUCACUCCUUUCCCUCGUUUUCGUUCUUUGUCUAUCAAGGACUACAUUGGCAUCAAGGCCAAAAACCUUGGUGAAGCAUUGUCUUUGAUUACUACAACUCAAAACUAAUUAAUCUUCUUCACUUCUUUAACCUAAAUAUUCAUGUUUAACAAUUUAU